Messenger RNA from Asterias rubens (European starfish), 2255 nucleotides. RefSeq names its product mucin-12-like. Bases 20 to 1081 code for a protein of 353 amino acids. The record is from RefSeq and is a predicted model, not a curated record. The transcript has 2 exons. Lineage: Eukaryota; Metazoa; Echinodermata; Asteroidea; Forcipulatida; Asteriidae.
GGCUCCCAUUGCACAAGUAAUGGGUGCACGGCGAGGUCUAUUUGCAUCAUCAGACAGACGGCACUCAGAUCCGCAGACUAAAGGACAGGUUCAACCCCCGAUGGGGCAGACGGCAAAGGGGGCUACCGGAUCAGGCGGCACUACCAAGACAAAGCCCCAGCCGCUCCAAGGAUCGCCGUCCCACAACACCACCCCUAAAGUCAGAUGGGGAGCACACUCCAAAGCGGUCGCUGGCUCGCCGGAAAUAGAGGAAGCCCACGACGCCAUGUCGCCCUCGGCUUUCGGCACUCCUCCAAUUGCUUCCUUAGGCGCCGCCUUCGUCCGGCGGGAUUUAGACAGUAGCAGCAGCAGCAACGACCCAACCAGUGAUGAUGGCUCUACCAGCCAACUGUUAGUUGAUCCCUACAAAGAUCAGUCAAAUAUACCCCCCACUCUUUCCAAAUCCAAAGCUCCUCCCCUGACCCUCAGUAUGAACUCGACUGAGAGCAGCGCUGAAUCACCCACACUCCUCCCUCCUGCAUCGGAAGAGCGGGUACGAAGCCUCAGCAAUCCGUGUUUAGAAUCAAAAACGUUGACUGUUCCUCCUUCUCCGUUUGCGCUGAAAAGCCCAGCCACGGUUGAUGUGAAUCCCCUGUCUGCCUCUGUUGACAAGUCCGAGACCUCCGUGGAGAGUGCCCAAGCAUCCUUAUCAAGGCUCAGUCAGGGCUGGAAGGAGACGGAGUCACCUGACAUUGAGAUGAAACCAAUGGUGCAAUUCCAAGAUGGCGACGAGGAUUCUCUUCAGACCAGUGGAGAUGACCAAAGUCCGGAAAACGUCACGCCUGAGGCCAGCCCUCAAGAGUCCUACUGGACGGGCGUACCCGAAGACAACAGUAUACCAAACCCAAACCUAGGUGUAGAAAAUGACCUCAAAGACUUAUCCAUUGGACCUGAGGAGACUGUGGACGAUUCAACCAGGGUCGUUCCCAGUCUAGAUGAGUCCUUACAGAACAUGGUACAGUCCCAGGUUCAGAGCACUCCCCCUGCCUCAUCAAGUCACUAUGAGGACAGUUCACCGUCACCUCCAGGAGAAACAGUCUAAUUUCUACGAGUAGAGGGAUGUAAAAUCACUGAUCGAGUUCGGGCGGUGUGUUCUUGGAUGCUCAAGAACACGUAGGAUCACUGUUCAUGUAUCUACCACCUGCAACGAUGAUGAUGUAGUGCCAUUUUGUUAAUGUUGUUCUCGACUGAUCCCGGCUGAAAGGUGGUGUGUGAUCUUAUUCUGUGUACUCUCGGAGUCUCCGAGUCACCUGUGAACCCCCUACAAGAGCCCCAAAGCAUUGAGACUGCAUUCCCACUGGAUCCACAAUUGCGAGAACGGGAUCCUGCAACAAGAUUGGUUGCAGGCGUGAAAUCGCGGUCACGUUCCCGCUUGAGUAUGAUCGCGCAUUGAUCCCUCUUUUUGGGAACGGAAGUGGGUUCAAAAGAACCCUGUUUUGCUAGCAAUAUGCGGGGUCCGAUCGCCCUUUGCGUUCCCACUAGACUUUUGAUCGCCCAUUAAUCCACAAGGGCGAUCAGAUCCAGCUUUAAUCCUACUCCCAAGGAGGAUCAAAAUUGCUCGGUCAGAUCCUGAUCGCCCUCGCGUUCCCACUGGAGCCUGUUUCUCGUUGAUCACCCUUUGAUCUCCCUUUGAUCACCAUUUCGGGGUCUUGAUCGCCCUUUUUGUGAAUUGGGGGAUCAAUGUGGGAUCCAGUGGGAACGGGGUCUAAGUGUGAAGUGCUUAUCACACAUCACUGUUAGGAUAAAACCAAAAUCGUAUUCUUUAUCCCUGAUGCAAUUACACACAAAAAGUAAAGCAACCACUUGAAGUAAGUUAAUUGUUUGGGGGCCAAUGGUUUUUUUGUUUCAGAAGGUUGCAAGUUUAUUUUAGUAUUAUUUUUGUUGUUUUUUUCACUAUGAACUAGAAGUCUUCUGUCUACAUCACUGAAUUUUGAAACAGAGUGAUUGUUGGUCCAUGACCAGUCGGUGACUUGUGAGGUAGGAAGGGGGGGGGGGGUGCAUUUUACUGAAACAGAAAAUUCAUUCGCCCUCUAUUGACAACUUGUGUUUGUGAAUUUAAAAAAGUGCAUGCACUUGGUAGUUUAUGAUCUUACAUAAUGCACUUCAGUUGAACAUGUAUAAAGGAAGCUAACAAAGAGAUGAUUCUUAAAGACCUGCUUGAACGAAAAUUUCAAGUCGUGAACUUUGCUGAAUUCCACUUAAAAUGUUUUCGAUGA